Molecule: messenger RNA, 5554 nt
Organism: Cinara cedri
Lineage: Eukaryota; Metazoa; Arthropoda; Insecta; Hemiptera; Aphididae
Source: the annotation of a GenBank genome assembly
AAUUUUUUCAAUAUGAGACUUGAUUUUGGAAAGUUAAACAAAUAAAAUUGUUUUAAUCCAUUCAUGAUUAUAAUAUCUUUUCAUUUAAAUUAAUAUUAAAUUGAUGUUCAAGAUAUUUUAUAAUUAUUGUGUAAUUAUCAUAUGGCGUCAGUUUUGUGGAUGUUCAAUUGUCAAAAAACAUGUAAAACUAACAAAAUGUACUUCCAAAAUGGAAACAUACAACGAAUUUUAAUGUUUAUAAACGCUCAAAGUUAAGUUAUAUUUUUGUUAAAAAUGAGAUUGAAUUCUGUAAUAAUAUCAUGAUGUAUGAGGACAGUUGGAUAUGGUUUGUGUCUGGCGGACUCUUGUUUACCACUGUUAUAUUGAUUGUUGCUUGUAUAUGUGGCUGUCACAAAUCAAUACCAAAGUAAGUAACUCCUCAAUGUAUUUAGUACUUUUGUUUUAAAUAAAAUUUGUUGAGCUUAGUUUUUGUUUUUAUUUUAUAAUUAUUGUAUGUUAAAACAGUAUGGUAUGUAUAUUAAUUUUAUUGUAUGUGCGAUUUAAUACUUGUAACAGUUUUUGUUUGCAUGUCGCAUUAUAAUCUUAUUAUGUAUUAUUAAUGUUAAAUAUACAACAAAAUAAAAAACUUACUUCAAAUAUUUAGUUGGAUAUUGAUUAGGUUUAUUAGGAUUAUUAGGAUUAUUAGGUAUAUUUGAUUCAAAUCUUGAUAGACUUAAGUAUCUAAAUGUUUAUACCUACUAAAAAAAUUUCAUAUUAAAUUAUUUUUAAACUCUUGUAUUUCUUAUGUACAAAAUAUACGCUCACGGAAAUUAAAAUUAUAAUUUACAAUAUUUUGUUUAAACUUGAACAAAACAAACACAAUUUUAUUUAAAUAGGGGUCUAUUCUUUUUUUUUUUUUUUUAUUAUGCAGGUAGUAAAGUAAUACUUAAUUACAAAUAAAACACUUAGACAUAAAGAUGAUUGAACUAAAUUUUGAAAUGACACAAGGAGUUUAAAAAUCAUAAGAGGUGGUCCUCAAUAGUGACCCAAAACUAGAUUUAACCUAUAUAUUUGGCUGUAUACUACCUAUUGAUCAAUUAUCUUUCAACCCACAUAACUCACUGAAAUAAAUUGUUUUAAAUUGACAUUAAUAUAAUAUUUAACUAUAUAAUAUAUAAUACAUAUUAAAUACCUACCUAUAUUUAUUAUUUUAUUAAAAGUAAUAAAAUAAAAAUAGUUAUUUGAGUAUUUCAUAGUAUUAUAUUAUAUUUUUAUUUUUACGCUUGUAAUAUAAUAGAAAUGAAUUACUUGGUCUUGCUGGCAUGGUAAAAAUCACCAAUCCUGAUGUUGGACCAGAACCAGUGGACAGGAACUUAUCAGCAAGUCCAUCCCCAACAAAUAGUACCAAAAGGUUUUUAUAACAUUAUUAUUAUUAUAGGAAAAAUUAAUUUUUAUUAUAAACAUUUAAAUUAUAUUAUAUAUUACAGAAGUUCAGCUGGUGCUACAUUAUCUUCAGCGACAAGAAGCCUUCCUGAUUUACCAGUAGAAACUCCUAGAGGCUCAGAUACAAUUGCUACCGCUGUUUGGUAUGGUGGUGAUACCAAUUCUGAGCUAUAUGCUACUGUCGAAGAGAAUAAAAAUGGGAUCAAAGGUGACCCGUUAAAAUAUAUGAAUAAUACCAUGUCUCCGUCUAGUGGCACUACAGUCUCUAAAAGUGAAUGUGUCUAUGCCUCUGUGAACAAAGAAAAUCCUUAUGACAAAUUACAGCAGGAACACCCAUACGCUAAAGUUGGUGCCAACAAUCUAAAUAAUCAUUAUGCUGGUUCCCAAAGGUAUAGUACUAAAUAAAUAAUAAAUAGUAUCAUGAAUUAAUGUUAUUAUGUUUGAAAUUGAAAUAUAUGAAUUAUAUUCAAAAUUAUUAUUUUAGAUUGGAGAAAUCUAGUUUAACUGAUUCCAUAGAAAUGGAUGUUAUUGAUAGAGCUACUCCUGAUCAUGAUAUAGCAGCAGCUAGUGUAAUUGCAGGUGACGAAGCUGCCAGUAUUAACAUUCCUUAUAUGACUCCACCAGUAGGACCUGUAGAACAUCAUCCAUUAAACGUGCAACCAAGACAAGGCCAUUACAGUGGCGAUUCCCAUGAUUCUAGUAGUAGGAAUAUUAUUAAAUGUCAUGGAUGUUUUAUUAUAAAUUAUAAUAUAUAAAAUAAAAUUUCAGAAGGGUACACAAGUAUUAGUGUUCGAGAACCAUUAUCCAGAAUCAUGUCCAGUGCUCGAAAUUGUAGUAUACCAACUGAUCCCCAUUAUGCAUUUGUUUCAGAUGAUUCUGGUAUAGAAUAUUUUUCAGCUUAAUAACUAAAAAAAAAAAAACCCAAUACAAUUAUGCAUGUUUAUUUUUACAGAUGAAAUGUAUGCUGCUAUCAUGGACCCAAGUAAUAAUGUUUAUAAUAGUGGAAGUGAAACGUAUGCUCAAAUACCCAGUGUAAAUAAUAUUCCAGUCGCCUCAAUGGGUCAAGCAUAUAAAGCUUCUACGUCCCAUAUGAAUGGAGCAGAACAAACACAAACACAUUCCAGACAAGGUAAAAGUUUGCAACUUUUAACAAUUUAAAUUUCUAAAGGUGCUAUCAAUUUAAUUUGUAUAGAUUCUUCAUCUAGUGCUGUAAGUACUAAUUCUCCUAAACCUGAAAAACGACCGGCCAAUUCACCUUUACCAAAGCCUCCGGAGUACUUGGAUGAAAUGUAUGCCAAAGUAAUGAAAAAACGUAAUGAUUCACCGGAGCAACCAUCUCCUACAUUGCUUCCUUUGUACAAUGAAGGUAUUUAUGACAGAUUGGUCGAGCCUAAACAACCACUAGUGUCUGACGUCGAUCCUAAUUACGAAGAGUUAAGGCCCACUAACCAUGGUUAUGCUCGGAUAAAAAAAAUUGAAAGACCGUCUGAACCUGAUUACGCAAGUUUGACUAGGACAAUGACUGCUGAAUAUAUUGAAAAUGAUCCAAACUAUGAAAGCUUAAAAAUAGACAUAAAUGAAAUCAAUCAUAAUUCAAUUUAUUCAGAAGUCAAUAAGAGGUAGCUUUUGGACAAACAGUAUUUACUAUUUUAUUAUAUAAAUUAAUAUAGUACAAGGUCUUAACUUCUUUUUAUUUCUGCUUUUUGUUAAUUUUAUAACUGCAAAUAUGAUUAGUAUAUUUUGUUAAAAUACUUGAUAAGUACCACUAUUUUUAUCAUUUAAACCAGAACGUAUCAUUCAUUUUAAAUGCGUGUGAUCAUUUUUCAUGGGCAAAAUAAUGGCUCAAACAUUUCCAAUUGACAAAUUAUAAUAUGAAUAUUGUGAGAAUAAUUGUGAUUAUUAAAAAUUGAAUACCUAAGUUAUUUUAAUGGGAAAUAUAACUUACCAAAAACUAUUUUUCCUUUCUUUUUUUUUUUAAAUUUCAGUUUAAGUUUCUACCAUUAUGAUUUUAAGUAUAAUAAUAUAGUCUUUAUUUUAUUUCCAUUAUAAUUUUUAAUAUACACUGGAUAAUUUGUGUUUCCUAUUUAUUGACAGGGAUAAUGGAUUUUUUAUAACUUUAUUAUUAUUCAAUAGAUAUUAAUUAAUCUAUUUACAUAAAUCAUGAAACUACAUUUAUAUUUUAUCUAUUGUUAAAAUUAAAAAAAAAAACUCAUACGUUAUUAACCAAAUUUUGCUAUAAUAUCAAAUUAGGUUACUUAACCACAGACUGAAGUAUUAUUUUAUUUUUACACGUGAACUACUUAAUGGAGUACAAUAUGUAAAUAAUUUUAUUUUUUUAAAUGUUUGACUAAGAUUAUACUACACGUAAACGCUUAAUGAAUUUGAAAUGUUAUUGGGAAUAUUUUUACUUAUAAUAAAUUUAUUUUUUUACACACACAUACUCACAUACCAAUUAUUUCAGUUUGAUUAAUAGUCUUUGUAAAUAACAGUCACACAGUUACCAAACAUUUUGAUAGGAAAUUCAAGUGCUUCAAUCAUUGUUUUUACUAGUAAUUAUCCAAAGCUGCAACCUGUUUCCUCAUUAUUAUUUCAUACUUUAUACCAUGGAAGCUAUAUGGCAAACUAAAUUAUAUUAAUAUCCUUGGUUUUGCAACAUACAUGUUUACAUUUUUUGUCAAAUUGUUUGGUACAAACUGUAUAACAUACACAAAAAAAUCUAAAUUUUUGUUAUUAUAAUUUUAGUACUGUAAAAUAAGUAUUUUAUUUUAUGUGUUUAAUUUAGUUUAGUUAUUAAACAUUGUUUUAUAUUAUAUUUCUACAUGGUUGCCACGAUUUUUGGAAAUCUGAAAGUCAGGGGAUUUAAAUUUAAAACUUUAAUCUCUAUUUACAUUAUUAAAUAUUAAUUAUUCAAAAUUUUAAAAAAAAUAUCUUAUUAAAUAUUUGUAUGUGUAUUAUUUUAUUACGUAUUUUAUUCUAAUAUGUAACUAAUACUAUUAAACUUAAAAAAACUGAGAGCAAAAAAUAUAUUUUUAAUCUAUAUUAUUUGUUUACACUGGCAAAUUCAGAAAAUUCAAAAUAAAGUUUCGUGGUAACCAUGUUUUAAAACCUUUUUUGUAUUUUAUAUGUCUGGUUAAGUUGAUUUUUUUUUAUAAUAAUUUAAGUAUAAAUGAUGGUAUACUUUUAUUUCUUACUUGUUACUGUAAACUCUGUUAUAUUAUUGGUUAAACAAAUAUAUUACAAACAUAAUUAACUUUAUUAAAAUACAAUAAUUUGAAGUUAACCUAAUACAUUAUAAAUUGAUUUAUUGCGAUACCAUUAAGUAUAAAAAAAAAGUUCAUUGUUAAUUUCUUUCUAUUUUAAAACUUUAAUAAUAACUAGUUUAAAAAUCAAAUUAAUAUUUGUUUAAUAUAAUGAAAAUUGUAAAACAAAAAAUAAGCUGAAUAAACUUAAUACAAUUUUAAAAAAAAAUUUGUUUUUCAAUUAUAGCAUAGAGAUUGUGGAGUGAUUAAUAUAUUGGUUGAUAAUAUUAAUUUAAUUGUUACAUUUGUUCAUCAUUAAUACUACCAUUUCGAUUUAUUGGCACUUUAAUGUAAAUUACUUUUUUCGGCCUUGCAUCAUUAGACAUUUGAACAAAAUCAUCUUGAUCUUCCCAUUUUCUUCGUUCCCUAGCUUCUUUUGCUCGUUUAUGAUCCAACCAGUUUAUUAUACAAGAAGCGGGUACCCAUAUCAAACCAGUAAUUAAUAUAACUGUACCUACAAUAUUAUCCUUUAAAAAUCUUAACAUCUUAUUAAUAUUGAUUUCUUCAAUGAUAUCCCAAAAACGUUCCACAACAUCUUGAAUAGUUUUCUCACAUACACCCUAUUAUGAAUAAACAUAUUUAACAUUUUAUUUUUUUCUAAACAAAUAUCAAACAAUUGAAUAGUACCUUGUUACAAAAUCCUUGAAUGCAUGGGGUUCCAUCAGGUAAUACAUCAGGUGGAUCAACAGGAUAACAUGUAUCAUUUAGAUUAGUACGACAACAACGCUUACAGGAUUGUAAUACUAGAAAUAAUAACAGUAAUAGUAGUAAUGACAAAGCUUAGGAACUUCUAGCAUUUACAUAUUUUUUCUGAAUUAUGUAAAAAGUAGCAG